UGUCCCGGAUGGCUCAGUGCUGUGCUAGAUCUUGAUCGGUUCGAAUCGUACGUGGAACGUUACGUUUAGCUCCUGGUUUGCCCUCGUCAGCAAAAGGGCUCUUUCGAGGGCGUGACACAGUUUUUUUUUAAGUCCAGGGGGGUUAGGAGAUGUUUUUCGUGGGUUCGGAAUAAGAGUGACGAAACAUUUUUGGAGAGAAAUACUGAGCAAACACAGAAUCGAUUAGCACCGCGUUUUUUUUUUGUUAGUUCGCAACUGAUAGUGACCUACUUUAGAUAGGAAAAGAAGCAUGAUGAAGGUUAACGGUAAAUACCUGUGCGUGAUAUCAUUGGUGAUAUUUUCGAUUAGUGGAAGUGCUUAUACGACACAGCGAUCGAACGUCCGGGAUGACGAAGGCAGUCCGUUCCUGGAUAUGGCCUCGGAGUUCUUGCAGUCUCUUGGAAAUCAAAAUGGAGGCGGUGGAAAUGCGGCAGCUGGGCUGACGGGAAUCGCUUCCAUGCUGUUGCCACUGAUGGCCAAUGCUAAUGCCGGAGGUGGUGCCAAGUCCAACAAUGAUGGUGUUGGAGCGAUCCUUUCCGGAAUCGGAAGCAUGUUGGCCGGGGCCAAUGGUGGCAAUGCCGGAGGUGGUGGUGGUGGAUUUGAUCCCGCUCUGAUUGGCAAUGUGAUCCAAAUGUUCGCUGGAGCGAACGAGGAUCAACAACCCCAGAGACGAUCCAACAAACGACAGAAGCGUCAGCAGAGAGCCGAAGAGGGUAACCCCAUCCUUGAUACCGUUCUGACCGUUGCUCAAACUUGGCUGGCCAAUCAGAACAGCGUCGAUCAUGACGAAGAUCGGGAACCUCAACAUCCUGGAUUCAAUGGGGACACGAUCGCCAAUCUAUUGCCACUAGCCGUCCAGGCGUUCCAAUCCUUCUCCGGUCCAGACAUGGAAAAGACUCAGGAAAAGCACAAGGAUCACUCGUGGGUUCUGCCACCCUUCCUGGAGCACAUCCACGUCAUGUGGGAUCAGUUUACACAAUCCGAGCUGGCACAAGCCCUGUGGACCAAGAUCGGACUGGAUACGGUGUUUAAGGGAUUUGUGGGUCGCGAUGGAAAACUGGACUACGAUAAGCUGUUUGCCACGCUGCAGAACCAGAGCUUCCGGCGACGGUGGAUUAAGGCGGCCACUAUCUAUCUGGCUGACUGGGCCAAUUAUAUUGCCAACCCGGAGGUCUAUCAGAGAUAUGUCGCAACCGGACAAAUGAUGGCCAACGGCUUCCUGCAAUCGCAGGGAUACCCCAAGCAAGCGCUCCUGGAUAUCGACCGGCCCAGCGAGAGCAUCUCCAACCUGAUCGAUCACGUCGCCAAGAAGCACCUGCAGGUCAAGAUCAACUCGGUGACGUACGUUAAGCCAGCCGUCAACUACGUCAAAGAUCUGUUGAAGCUGGGCAAAGCCAAGCAGAUCCUCAAGCAGUACAACGUCACCGAAAUGACCGACAAACUGACCGAUACGCUGAAUUUGGAGGUAAUUGAACCGGUACUGAAAGUUCAUCGCGCCUACCGACAUGCAAUCCAGACGCCCCACUGCGAUAAAUACAUUCUGUGCGAAAUCAAUUCGCACGAUCCGAACGAGAAGCGGGCGCUGGGAGGCUUCAAGCAGGGUGUGACCCGAUUCGGCAGCAUGGCGGCCUCGUGGUUCAUCAGCCAGGAAACCGGAACGCCCUUCUGGACGCUGUUUGCCAUUAUCAACGAUCCGCACAACUGCGAG
Aedes aegypti (yellow fever mosquito) is the source of this 1747-nucleotide messenger RNA. RefSeq lists its product as uncharacterized. The annotation marks the transcript as partial. Lineage: Eukaryota; Metazoa; Arthropoda; Insecta; Diptera; Culicidae. The record is from RefSeq and is a predicted model, not a curated record. The transcript is spliced from 3 exons.